AUGGCUGGAGAGCUAUGCGUCCGGGUACACACGCUACUGACCAAGGAAAGCCUGCGGGUCAAGUCGGCCCAAGCCACCCUGGCGGCGCUGCGGAGGGACAUGGCCGGGCGAUGCGAGAGUCUGGCUCGGCUGACGGCGACAGACAGGGUGCUGCGCAAGCGGGUGGAGGCGCUGGUGAACAACAAGAUCCACAUCACAGACGUGGUGGGCAGUGCGGCUUCCGUCGAGCUGGUCACCUCGCUGGCCGUCUUUGGCUCCAAGCAGGUCGACGUCACCGAGUUUGUCUCGCUCUUGCGGACGGCGCCCGAGUACAUCGAGGACGCGCUGCUCUCGCGCGAGCUGUCGAUGGCCGAGCUGGACGCGCUGACCGAUGCGGUGGUCCUUGGCCUCUUCCACAACCACCACGGACCGGUCGAAGAGUAUGCUCUCGUCCGGCUGACCGGGGCCAUUCUAAAGCGGACGCUCGCCAUGUCCGCAUCGCUCGCCGACUUUCUCCACCCGCGCUCCAUCGGCGUCCGCAUGCUUGUCCUCUACUGCAAAUCGUACUCGUUUGAGUUCCAGUCGUUUCUUGUUGCUGUUCUCCGUGAGCCAUUGGUCUCGCUCCUCGCUGAUCCGGAGCUCGAUCUCGAGCUGGUGCCCGCCCUGCUGCUGGCCCGCAUGCCUGAAUCCGAGAAGCAGUGCCAGUACCUGGCCAAUGUCAAAGCCGACGCCACCCUUCCGUCGCACCCUAACAUGAUCAAGGUCCUUACCGGCCGCUUCGACCGCAUGGUCGACGCCGUCAGCUCGGUUCUCAAUGCCAUCCGCAACCACAUUGUGCUGCUGCCGACCGGGUUCCGCGCCGUCCUCUCGUCGGUUGCAGCGUCGGCGGUCGAGGCGCUCGAGCUGGAUAACCCCGAGGCAGCCCAGACCAAGCUGGUGACCGAGAUUCUGUUCCGUCGGCUCAUUGUCCCUGCCAUCAUCACGCCCGAGCCGUAUGGAGUGCUCGCCGACACGGUCGUUCCGCAGCUUGCCCGCCGCAACCUCACUCUUCUCGCCAAAGCCGUGCAGGGUGCCAUCUCCGGCGAACCGAAGCGGCUCUUCCGCGAGUCGUACCUUGCGCCGCUUGUUGACCGGCUCGCCGCCAUCAACGCCGACGACAUUGUCACCGCUGUCAUGUCGCCGCUCCCGCUUGCCACUCUCACUCUCGCCAUCCCGGCCGUCCAGCCUGGCCUUGGGCGCACCGCGUGGGCUACACUCUCCAUGCCCCAGAUCCUGGCGCUGGUGGCAUGCAUGGCCAAGACCGCGCCCAUUCUCGACGCACGGACCGGCAACCGCGACUCGAAGAUGUCAGUCUUUCUCGCUCGCCUCAAGAAGCUCGACGCAGAGAAGCUUGCGGCUGCCGCGCCGUCCAACGCCGUGUACCUGCUCCCGCUCAACGACGCUGCCACUGCUGCUGUCUGGGCGCCCGGGGACGAGAGGCCCGACCGGCCGUGGGCAGUUGCCAUUCAGCCCGAGGACGCUGUAGUGGCAGCAAGCGCGCCGGCUGUCGCCGCCGCUACCGCCGCCGACCCGCCCGCGCUCGCCAUCGCCAAAACCACGCUCCGCUCGGUCUUUACCGAGCUGCCACUCCGGGCGCACGACAUGCUCCUCGACUCGGUGCCAGCUGUGCUUGAGGCGGCGGCGCAUCGACUCGCGCACCGCUCACCGCGCAUGGUUGUUCUCCUCGACAAGGCGCAAGCGUCGCUUGCUGCCCUGCCCGAGUCUUAUGCCGCCGCUGGCUACGUCCCGGUCCUCGUCUCGCUCAUUGCCGACCUGGAGGCGCGGCGGACGUACUCGAGCUACCUGGAGGGAGUUCACGAGGAGCUGGUCCUCGCGUACGCAGCGCUCGAGGCGGACAUCGACCGGGUCCACGACGCCAUCAAGCUCUCGCUCAACUACCAGCAGCUGGCAGCAGUGCAGCAUGUGCUUGACGCGCACGCGGCCGAGGUGGAGACGUUCAAGGCCAAGUUUUCGUCGCUCAUCCGCAACGACGAGCGUUCCGACGCGGUGGUCAAGCUCAUGGACCUGCUUGAGGCUCGGCUGGCCGAGUCGGGCGUCGCCGCAGGGUCGGCAGCCAGCGCUGAUGGCGCAAGCUCGAGCUCGGCCGGCACAUCGGCCGACGACGCCGGCCCGGUGUCGUUGCUCUCGCCGCGCAGCGACGUGUGGGGCAGAGUCCUCACCGAGUCCAAGCUCCCGACACAGCUGUUCGAGGAGCUCGACGCGCGAACAACGCUCGAAAUGGCGGUCAUGUCGCAGAUCUACUCGGUGGUCUUCUACCCACGGCCACACGGGUGGGCCAAGGGCAACAAGACGGUCGACGUCUCGAUGGCGUGGCUCAAGCGCCUGAGUAACAUCGAGCCGAGUGACGAAGCGCUCCAGAUCGCGCCCGAGUUUCUCGAUCAGGCCCCGUGGAGCGCGGCGCAAGAAGCCAUAGGCACGCUCAAUCUCCACAAGUCGCCACGCUCCAAGCUUGCCGUCAUCCGCAACACAGCAGUGCUUUUGAUGGAGCUGCUGGCGUCGUCCGGAUCACUCAAUCGCGAGUUUAUCGAGACGUACUACCGGCCGCGGGCUGCCGAGUCGACGCAGGACACGUAUUGGUUUACCCAAUUUGCGUCGGCGCUCGCGCUCAUCAAAUCGCUUGCCGAGCAGCGCUGA
This is a messenger RNA of Thecamonas trahens ATCC 50062, 2673 nucleotides long. RefSeq lists its product as uncharacterized. Gene Ontology annotation, biological process: regulation of GTPase activity; regulation of actin cytoskeleton organization. The record is from RefSeq and is a predicted model, not a curated record. Gene Ontology annotation, molecular function: GTPase activator activity. Lineage: Eukaryota; Apusomonadida; Apusomonadidae. The transcript has 2 exons. The coding region runs from base 1 to 2673 and encodes 890 amino acids. Gene Ontology annotation, cellular component: cytoplasm.